GAUGGUGCUCAGAAGGAGGAGGAAAGAGAUAAGUGAUCUAGGGGGAGAGUAUAGGACAAAAAGUGAUAAUGAUGAAUACAUUGCAAAGUUUUUUGUCCCUGACGAGGGUGUCAGAUUGAAUGGCAUGUGCGCAUGUGCGAAGGUGUCCAAACUGACAAUGCUUGUGAGAUGAAGAUAGUGUUGUUGCUGCUUCUGGGCUCACGGAGGACGAGAGGAAUCUACAAGCCGACAAGAUGCGAUCCAAGGCUAGGGCAAGAAAACUGGCCAAAAAUGAUAUUGAGCCAGUUGACACCAUGCACGAGACAGAGACCCACCUCCUGGCGGGAGGGGUUGAUAGUGGGGAGGAGGAGACAGAGGACAGCAUCAUGUCUCCCAUCUCCGUAGGACCCCUGUCCCCGCACCCCAACAACCACCAUCCCAGCCACGAUCAUCACCACGAGAUCCCCUUCACGCCCAAGGAAGGCUCGCCCUACGAGGUGCCCGUCUACAUUCCCGGCCCCAGCGACCUGGAGCUGCGCGAGUCCUCGGUUCCCGGAGCGGGCCUGGGGAUAUGGGCCAAAACCCGGAUCGGGAUGGGAGAACACUUUGGACCUCACAGCGCACUGCAGAGCGCCACGGUUAAAGACAGCUCCUUCGGAUGGGAGCUGAAUGACCACGAGGUGACGUCCUCUCCGGAGAGCUGCUUCAAAAAGGUGGUGGAUGAGAUGGGCAACGUCAAGUUCUGUCUGGACGAAGGCUCAGAUCCCGGUGGGAGCUGGCUCAAGUAUGUACACACUGCCAUCUCCAAUGAGGAGCAGAACAUGGCGGCGUGUCACCUCAGCGGAGACCAGAUUGAUUAUAAAGCUAUUAGGGAUAUUAAAGUGGGGGAAGAGCUAUUGGUGUAUAUGAAGGAAGGAAUUUUCCCCGAGGGAUCGAUGGCACUAAACCUAGAAGACGAACAGAUGUACCGCUGUGAGGACUGUGACGAGCUGUUCACCUCGGCCCUGGAGCUGCAGCGGCACCAGAAGUGCUUUUGUUCCAGCGCCGGGUCUGUGUUCGACACUCUCAGCAACGAGGACUUCAAGCAGGGCUGUGACGACAGCGACCACGAGUCUGUUCACGAGUGCAAGGACUGCGAGAAGAUCUUCCCCGACGAGUACAGUCUGGGCCAACACAUGAUUGUGCACACAGAGGAGCGAGAGUACAAGUGUGACCAGUGUCCCAAGGCCUUCAACUGGAAGUCCAACCUCAUCCGCCACCAGAUGUCCCACGACAGCGGCAAGCAGUUCGAGUGUCAAAACUGCGAUAAGGUGUUCACGGACCCCAGCAACCUGCAGCGCCACAUCCGCUCACAGCACAUAGGGGCGCGCACUCACACCUGCCCCGAAUGUGGCAAGACCUUCGCCACCUCCUCGGGCCUCAAGCAGCACAAGCACAUUCACAGUAGUGUCAAGCCCUUCAUCUGCGAGGUGUGCCACAAGUCCUACACGCAGUUCUCCAACCUGUGCCGCCACAAGCGCAUGCACGCCGACUGCCGCACCCAGAUCAAGUGCAAAGACUGUGGCCAGAUGUUCAGCACUACUUCCUCCCUCAACAAGCACCAGCGUUUUUGUGAGGGCAAGAACCCCGGCAUCCCUAUGAGCAACCCUAUCCUGGCCAAGUCCAGGUCCCAUCCCCACCACCACCAUCCGGGACUCAACCACUCAGGUCUGGCCUUCCCUGACUACUUCCCCUCCCGGCCCCAUCUUCACGCCAGCCUAUCCUUCUCCCCCAGGCCGCAUGGCUUCCCCUCGCUCUCCCAUGGCUUCCCGGAUCUCUUCGUCCCCUCGCUCUACCCCCGACCGCCCUUACUGCCCCCCAGCCCCUUUCUGAAGAGCUCCCUGGGCAAGAACAGUAACAACGGUGGGAGCCAGGAGGGCAAGCUGCCUCACAGCCCCCUGGACGGGACUCCACUGUCUCUGAUCAACUCCAUCAAAAACAACAACGGAGGAAAUAGUCUCCUCAGCAGUCAGGAGAGGGAGGACAAAGAGAGGCUGGAGCUGGCAUACAGAGAAGUCAAGGCCAAAGCCAAGAUGUCGGAGGUGUCGGACGGCAGCGACCUGGAGGAAGUCAACGCCACCAGCGGCACCGACCUAGACACCACCACCGGCACCGCCUUGUGUUCAGAGUUAGACAGCGACGCUGAGAGUGAGCGGGAACAACGGGAGCGGGUCAGCGGCACAAAGAGAAGGAAGGAGGCAGGCGUUGGAGGGGUGGUGGGGACAGAUAGGAUCAGUCAGGAUGGGCGGCCGGACAACGUGAGCAGCAGCUCAGUGUCGGCGGUGUCCAGCUCGUUCAACCUGGCUUGCGAGCAGCCCCCCUUCCUCUCGGUCGCCUCCCAGCACUCCUUCUUUCCGCAUCCGGACGAGCAGGCACUGCCCCCCACAGGGGCCACCGCUGCCACCGACUCCAUCAAGGCCAUCGCUUCCAUCGCCGAGAAGUACUUUGGCCCUGCGCUCAUGGGCCUGCAAGAGAAGAAUAUGGGCUCAAUGCCCUGCCAUUCGAUGUUCCCUUUCCAGUUCCUGCCCAACUUCCCUCACUCCCUCUACCCCUUCACCGAGCGGGCCGGUGCCCUCAAACCCGGCAUGUUCUUCAAGGCUGAGCCCAAGUCGCCUCGUGUGCAACAUCCGCCACCCCACAAAAUGGCUGUCCCUCGCACUGAAGAGCCAUCGCCCUUUGACCUCACCACCAAGCCAAAGAAGACCAAACCAAAACUGCCGGCCCCCGCCAAGUUGACCCCACCCAGCGGUAGCAGCAACACCCCCCUCCUUCUCCUGGGGGAUGAGGAGCAGCCACUGGACCUCAGCAUCAGCAGCCACAGAUGGGAUGUGCACAACGGGGUGGUGGCCCCUGAGCAGCCGUCCAGCCGCAAGAACCAAUGCAAGGAGGAGCACCCCGGCAGCCACCCGCACCAACACACCCUGCACCCCCAGGGCCACCCCCUCCACCAGCCCCUGCUGUCACAGCACCAGCAGCCCCUGGCCCAGCCGCCCCAGCAGCAGCCCUCCCUGCAUUACAUCAAGCCCUCUGCCUUCUUCAUGGACCCAAUAUACAGCAGGGUGGAAAAGAGGAAGUUACUGGACCCUGUAGGAGCUUUGAAGGAGAAGUUCCUGAGGGCCAAUUCGCUUCUCUUCCAUCCACAGAUGUCAGCCAUGGAGAGCAUGACGGAGAAGCUGGAGAGCUUUGGCACGCUCAAACUGGAUGCUUCGCCCAACUUGCUGCAGCACUCGGCCCACCCACUCUUCAACGUCCGCUCGCCGCCCUCCCUCUCCGCCGCCCUCCAUCUCCACCGCCCUCCCUCACUGCCGCCCUCCCUCUCUGACGCCAUCCUCCGCAAAGGC
Molecule: messenger RNA, 3359 nt
Organism: Oncorhynchus tshawytscha (Chinook salmon)
Lineage: Eukaryota; Metazoa; Chordata; Actinopteri; Salmoniformes; Salmonidae
Product: histone-lysine N-methyltransferase PRDM16-like
Exons: 11
Cellular component (GO): nucleus
Molecular function (GO): protein binding
Source: RefSeq, a predicted model, not a curated record